Heterobasidion irregulare TC 32-1 is the source of this 4625-nucleotide messenger RNA. RefSeq lists its product as uncharacterized. The record is from RefSeq and is a predicted model, not a curated record. Gene Ontology annotation, molecular function: phosphatidylinositol-4,5-bisphosphate binding; actin filament binding. Gene Ontology annotation, biological process: barbed-end actin filament capping; actin filament severing. The transcript has 14 exons. NCBI's taxonomy places the organism in Eukaryota, Fungi, Basidiomycota, Agaricomycetes, Russulales, Bondarzewiaceae. The coding region runs from base 1 to 3861 and encodes 1286 amino acids.
AUGGAAUUCCCAGCAAGCCCCUCCGCCCGAUCGUACACCCUCCCUAAGCCCCCCGAGUCCGGCCUGGCCGAGUGGACGCAGAAGAUCAAGGCUCUGCAGCGCCAGGUCGAUGCCGACGAAGAAGAGGAGCAGAAGAAACUCGAGCAGGAGAUCGCUGCCUCUCGGCUUGCCCGCGUCCGCAGGAGCACCCGCGUGGUCCCUGCCCGCGAUGACGAUGACCCUUCUUUAUCUUCUCUGCAUGCCGAGCCUCCAGACGACGCGCGAUCCAGCAUCCACGCCGACGCUCUGCAAAAACUCACAGGUGCGAGCUCCGAGCCAACGGCAGAGCGCUCCUCGCCCGCACGGUCCACUCUCGCGAUUGGCAUGCCUGACUUCUCUCUCAAACCGACCGCGACCGCCCCUCCGUCGCGCUCAGAGCCCGUCUCUCUCGCUGCCUUCAUCGGAGGACGCGCCACUGCCCCCCGCUUGAACCGACAUGCGCCCCAGGCGGACGCGCACGACCCGACGCAGUUUGAGCAGCGCACCACCAUCGCUGCGCCUCACCCUGUCUUUGGCCGCGGCGGCGUCGCCAUGCCCGGGCUUGCUGCCAAGGGCCGUGUGCCCGCAGCGCCCAUCUCCCCAUCUGCGUCGACCCCCGAACGUGCUCCACUCCCAAAGUCGCAGACUACGACGACCCCUACAGGUUAUGGCUCCGAUCGAGAGGGUGCCCGCGAGCGAAGAAUGAGCAACUCGCCCGCCCUGCGUCGCUACGUUCAACAUGUCGAGCAGCAGGGUGUGCCGCCGCAGAAGACCGGGAGCAGCAGCAGCACUCCUCACGAUGGUCCGCGCUUGCGCACCGUGAGUACGCCUUCAGGGCCCCCACCAAUGCGGGCAACGACAUCCUCUCCAAAGUCACGCCCACUUGCGAUUCCACCCGCGCCAUACGCGAAACCCGCCAAGGACCUGUCGAAAUCUCCAUCCAUUGCAUCCUCCCCUCCACCCGUCCGGUCUCCAACCUUCAACUCAUAUCCUCCAGCCCCACGGCCCUCCGUUUCCGCGACUCCUAGCCCCAAGACGCCUUCUAUUUCCGCACCCUCUCUCGCACGGCCGAUCCAGCCUACGCCUAAAACCCCAGCAUCUGCCGCGCAUGGGGUCUCGCCCUCGCCCGCUUUUCUUAAGCCGUCCAUGCAGAAGGACCCGACGCCGAGCAUCAGCAGGCUGAAGGGGCGGGGCUUCGUGCAGUCCAUGGUCCUUGCGAGCAGCCAGCUUGAGCUCGGGCCAUCCACGGGCGCGGUAUCUGAGACCGGCAGGCUCGUCGCGGGGAAGCGCCUGUCAGUCGCGGAUCGCUGGAAGCCGGACGGCGCCACCUCCAGCCCGAGCUCCCCGCCCGCCCCCGCCGCUUCCAAGCCUGUCCCUCUGCGCAAGGCACGUGCCGCGGACCCGCCCCCGACGCAGCAGACCCCCAGUCCUCCCAAGCCCAUCGAACCCCACCACACUGGUAGAUCUCUCCGCACCGUCCCCUCCAACGCCGCCCUCUCCACCACCGCCACCGCCGCGGCGGACGCCUCUUCGCCCCCUUCCCGUGACGCCCUCGGCUCGUCCUCGACCCUCAUCUCAUAUAUCAAGCCUAUGAAGACCGGCGACGACCCCGCGACUGGGACCUCGCACUCGCGCCCGCACACGCCUGCACCUGCACCUUCGCGCCCGCAAUCGCGCUCGACGACCCCCGCGCCGGGCGCACGGUCAAGGACGGAAGGAGGCGCCGUCAGGGGGUCGCAGGUGGGCGGGGCGUGGGGCGCGGCUAGAGGGCCGUCGGAGCUGCCCGCACCCACGGCGAAGCCCUUGAGCCAUCUUACGAAAGACCGGGCAAAGCAACCACGGAGGGCGCGCCCACAGCCCACCGCCGCUGUGCGUGUGUCAUCUAAAGUUCAGCCGAGCGUACAAAAGGUCAAAGUCACCAGCGCCAACACCCCGUUGGCGUCAGCUCCAGUGUCAACCACGCCCCCCGGCUCGUCCCGCCCGAGCGACUCAAAAGUGAGCAGUCUCGCGGACAAAUGGUCCGAGCAGGUGCUCAUUGGCGUGAAGCCGCUCGGCAAGGGUCCCCCGCCCGCUGCUGGUCUCCAACCGGCCACGCCCGCUGGCCUUAUUGGCGCGCAUGCGUUGCCAGGCCUCGCGACGGUUGACUCCGCUGCUGCACCGCGGGAGCGGCGUCGGCAUAGUCGCAUACCUAGUACUGGGAAUCGUGCACUGGUCAUGGACGUUGCACAGGCUCUAAACGAACAUGCUGGUUCUCCGGUCGAGCCUUCCAGUCCCUCGCCGCCUAUCGUCAAAGAUGAUACGCCCGUAGUUCCAUCAGUGGAGGUCAGUGAGUCACCGAAGUCUAUCUUGGUCAGCCCUCCAUUGGAGAGGAGAAAAUCGAGCUUUGAGAGAUAUUCUGCGUAUGUGAUGCCUCCGUUGAAGGAAGAGAAGACACCCGCGCCGUCGCCUGCUAAUACGUUAAUGAGAGGGCCUCCCGCUGUCGUUCAUCAGGAAACGGUUAAACAGGACGUGUCCGCUCUAGAUGAGAGCGGUUCGAAACCACAACAAGGUUCAACCACAGAAACUGCCCCGAUUUCUCCACAUGGCCCUGUCACGGAUACGCUCAAGGUCAAGCGCAACAUAAUCGAAAUCCAUCAUGAUGAUGGACCUCUACCUUCCAUCGAUGUUCAGCAACUUCUUACAUACAGGCUACCUGUCUAUACGGCCGACGCUAGCAUCCACAGCAUUUCCGUUGAUGUGAUGUCCAUUACCGGAACCACUGCGACAGUCCUCAAAGACGAUACCCACAUCUUCUACGAGUCUGAAGUGCUUGCGGUCGUGCAUCGGUAUAAGACCAAGUCGAGUGGCCUGGUUGGGACAACAGUCUGGGGCUGGCGCGGCAAGCGCAGUCAACUGGGUGAACGCGAAGACCGCAAGCUCAAGGAUCUCGCGAGGCAUUAUGGCACAAGCGUGGUUUUCGUCCCUCAACACUGCGAGCCUUUGGAGCUUGUACAUGUCCUUGGGGGACAGCUCGCAAUCCGACAGGGUUCCCGCUCGCAUUGGACAGCGGAGAACACUACGAUGCAUCUCAUUCGGAGCCAUCGCGAUGUCAUAUUCAUCGAUGAACAUGACCUUAGCGUCUCCAACUUGUGUUCUGGAUUUAGUUUCUGCCUGACACUGCUCGGAACUUUGUAUGUAUGGCACGGUUGCGGCUCGUUGCCGUCAGAGCGGCAAGCGGCGCUCGCGUACGCCCGAGCCCUGUCCACCGGCCAGUCAAGCGUGGUUGAGCUCAUUGAGGGCGAGAGUGACAAUGACGAGAUGUUCUGGAUGAUGCUUGGCGAACGUGAUUAUGCCAACGCGGACUACUGGAAGUGGCGCCCGUCGACUACGGCAGACUGCGUGCCUCGUAUCUGGCGCGUCGAUGGUGCAGAUGCGACAGUCGCUGUCAACCUUGUUCUGAACCUUCCAAGCGAGUCUGUCUUCAAAGCAUCCAUCUAUAUCAUCGAUUGUGUCUGGGAGUUCUUCGUCCUUGUUGGGAAGGAUGCGCGCAGUAGCCGACGCAAUAUUCGUGCUGCCCUGUCUUGUGCUAUGGACAUGUCACGACUCACCGCUUCGACACGGCCAUUCGCGCCAACGGUUCAUGUCCUAGUCCUACCAUCUCAGCUCCCUUCGGAUCUACGCCUGCACUUCCGUGAUAUUGACGAAGAUACCAUCAACGAACACGAGACCCCGGAUCACAUGAAUCUGAUCACAUUCCACGAGGCAAUGGAGCAUCUUGGAAAGGUGGCCUGGGAGAUCUCUGCUUUGAAAGACCACAGCAUGCUGCCUCUUGGCCUACACUCGUCGCACUUUGUGUCAUCGUGAUUGUUUAUCUAUCAUAUAAUCUGCUGUUAGGUAUCACAACCCACCACUUUCUCCGAACUUCACCAUUCCGUGUGUUUUCACAAGCCUUUCCACCCCUAUGAUGAGCGUUAUCCUUGUUCUCGUGUUCCGAGGCCCUUUCUGGCAUCCUUGCUACAUCUCCCCGGAGCGUGCUCGUUAAGCUUUCACCCUGAUUAUCAAAAUACCUGCGGAAAGCGUGGUAUGGAACCUGUUGCUCUUCGUUCCAGGCUGAUUCUCCAGAUCUGUCCAAUCCGACAGGUGAUUCUGAUACAGAUGACCAUGCGCUCAACCCCUCGAAGUUCUCGCACAGGUACAACUGGGCUCAGAGCUUGGAGGCAGCAGGGGACUGUUCGAGGAGCACCACGUGUGUGGGACGUUUGCGGUCAUAUCCGUCCGCCUGCGGUGUAGAAGCUGAGGCAGGGACGCAUGGAUACCGAUGUGUGAUGAGGCUGGACAAGUUGACAAGUCAAGUGCCACUGAUGCUUCCUUUCUAGUGAGGCGCGCAUCCCGAUUGGGGUUUAAUCGGCGAAGGCAGAUGCUGCGAGAGCGUAUAUGUCGAUGCCCAUCCUGAUGUCUUUGUUGCCAUAUGAGCUCAGUCGGACGCUCGCAAAUAACGCUAUUCCCAUCGUCCUGCUCAUCUACCUUAAAUACCCCCCUUCGUAUGCGACAGGCUUCGACUUACGGUCCCUACAGCUCACCCGCCUCUUCAGCUCUGCUACUAACGAUGUUCUGGGCUCCAUUCACAC